CGGGGAGGAUAAGACCAGGGGACGGGCUUCUCGGGAGGACAGGUCCAGAAACGCCCGAGAGGCCAUCCGUCCAACUUCCGCUGGGGAGAGGGGAACAAAAGGGCCCAAACGAAGCUGGACGGCUGUCCAAGGAACACGCAGAGCUGUGUGGGGAAAUUGAGCCACUUAGGAGAUGGCCACCAAACAGACUGAGCCCGUCACCAUCAUCAGCCUUCGCAAGUUGAGCCUGGGGACCCCAGAGCCACAGCCGAAAGAGCCCAAGACGUUCACCGUGGAGGACGCGGUGGAGACCAUCGGCUUCGGCCGCUUCCACAUCGCCCUGUUCCUCAUCAUGGGCAGCACGGGGGUUGUGGAGGCCAUGGAGAUCAUGUUAUUAGCCGUUGUGUCUCCUGUCAUCCGCUGUGAAUGGCAACUGGAGAACUGGCAGGUGGCAUUAGUGACCACGAUGGUGUUUUUUGGCUACAUGGUUUCCAGCAUCCUCUUUGGCCUCCUGGCUGACAGAUACGGCCGCUGGAAGAUCUUGCUGAUCUCGUUCCUGUGGGGAGCCUACUUCUCCCUGCUGACCUCUUUCGCUCCCUCGUACAUCUGGUUUGUCUUCCUGCGGACGAUGGUGGGCUGUGGCGUGUCCGGCCAUGCACAAGGGCUAAUCAUAAAGACUGAGUUUUUGCCCACAAAAUACCGAGGCUAUAUGCUACCCUUGUCUCAGGUGUUCUGGCUGGCCGGCUCCCUGCUCAUCAUCGGCCUGGCCUCUGUGGUCGUCCCCAGCAUCGGGUGGCGCUGGCUCAUCCGCGUGGCCUCCAUUCCGGGCAUCAUCCUCAUCGUGGCCUUCAAGUUUAUUCCUGAGUCUGCUAGGUUCAACGUCUCCACCGGGAACACUCGGGCUGCCCUGGCCACUCUGGAGAGCAUCGCCAGGAUGAACCGCGCGGCCAUGCCGGAGGGGACGCUGGUGGAGCCCAUCCUGGAAAAAAGAGGAAGAUUUGCAGACCUGUUGGAUGAUAAGUAUUUACGGACCACAUUGCAGAUCUGGGUCAUAUGGCUGGGGAUCUCUUUCGCCUACUACGGGAUCAUCCUGGCCAGCGCCGAGCUGCUGGAGCGGGACCUGGUCUGCGGGUCGAAGCCCAAGGUGGUGGAGACCGCGGGGGACCCGGAGAGUCAGAGCCCCUGCCACUGCCACAUGUUCGCCCCCUCCGACUACCAGACCAUGAUCAUCAGCACCGUGGGCGAAAUUGCCCUGAAUCCUUUGAACAUGCUGGGCAUCAACUUCCUGGGGAGACGGCUGAGUCUUUCCAUCACCAUGGGGUGCACGGCGUUGUUCUUCCUUCUCCUCAAUAUUUGCACUUCAAGCGCCGGCCUGAUUGGCUUCCUCUUCAUGCUGAGGGCUCUGGUGGCUGCGAACUUCAACACCAUCUACAUUUACACAGCCGAGGUCUACCCCACCACCACGCGUGCUCUGGGGAUGGGAACCAGCGGCUCCCUGUGUCGCAUCGGUGCGAUGGUGGCACCAUUUAUAUCCCAGGUUCUUAUGAGCGCAUCAUUCCUAGGGGCCCUGUGCCUCUUCUCAUCUGUCUGUGUCAUAUGUGCCAUUUCUGCAUUUACUCUCCCCAUUGAGACCAAAGGACGGGCCCUACAGCAAAUUAAAUGAAGACCUGCAAAGCUAUGGCUACCAAAGGAGAAAAAUGCAUUUUAUUAUUGUCAGAAUUGUGGUAUAUUUUUUAAAACUUGGUUUUACUUCUGUAUGCUACUCAGUAAUUAAUAAACUGAUUAUGUAUUUUUAAAAAAGGCACAUAUGGGAAUGGGAUGGGUAACUGUAUUGAUCUUCCUUGAGAAAGAACUUCUAUUAAAAAUUAGAAAGGUAUGAGUUCAAGAUGAAAGGACUAAGAUGGCUUUUCUUCCUUGACAUCAAGUCUAUUAACUUUUAUAUGAAUAAAUACUAAAUCUUAUAAAAAAAAGGUAUCUGAUAUUCUUCCAUGAGGUUUAUAACUAAACAAAUUCUAUAGCUAAGGCCAAGAACUUGGAAUGAUAUCAUCAAACCUUUCAAAACACCUAGAAUCAUCAAGCUCUAACUUAUGGCCUCUAUUAAUAAAAACUGCUUAUUCAUAAAAUGCUUAAUGUAGAAUAAGUCUUACAUAUAAUCAGAUACAUUCCCUAUUUCUACUCUAAUUUUUUUUUUAUGGGGGAAUCUUUGCUUUCUAUGAUAUGAAAAUUAAUUAUAGGCAUAUCUUGUUUUAUGGUGCUUGGCAGAUGCUGCAUUUUUUUUUUUUUAAUAAAUUGAAAAGGUUUGUGGAAACCCUGUGUUGAAUAAGUCUACUGGCACCAUUUUUCCAACAACAUGUGCUCACUUUCUUGUCUGUCAUGUUACUUUUCCAUUACAUAUGUUAUGGUGAUCUAUGAUCUUUGAUGUUACUAUUGUAAUUGGGGAUAUCAUAAAAUGUAUCUGUAUAAAGCAAACUUAAUACAUGAUGUAUGUUCUGGCCAAUCAGCUAUUCCCUCACCUCUCUUAUACUGUGAGACACAAUAUCGAAGUUAUGCCAAUUAAUAACCCUACAUGGCCUCUAAGUGUUCAAGUGAAAGGAACAAUCAUACAUCUCACUUUAAGCCAAACGUUAGAAAUGAUUAAGCUUAGUGACAAAGUCACAUGGAAAACUGAAAUAGGCAGAAAGCAAGGCCUCUUGUGCCAGUUAGCCAAGUUGUGAAUCCAAAGAAAAAGUUCUCGAAGGAAAUGAAAAGUGC
Molecule: messenger RNA, 2730 nt
Organism: Microcebus murinus (gray mouse lemur)
Lineage: Eukaryota; Metazoa; Chordata; Mammalia; Primates; Cheirogaleidae
Source: RefSeq, a predicted model, not a curated record